Penicillium samsonianum is the source of this 882-nucleotide messenger RNA. RefSeq lists its product as uncharacterized. The transcript has a single exon. The coding region runs from base 1 to 882 and encodes 293 amino acids. NCBI's taxonomy places the organism in Eukaryota, Fungi, Ascomycota, Eurotiomycetes, Eurotiales, Aspergillaceae. The record is from RefSeq and is a predicted model, not a curated record.
AUGUGGGUCUUUGGCAAUGGAGUUGAAGUCCUUAUACUUGUUGCGAGAGUAUGUGUGGCCGCGGAAUUAGGACUAGCUGCUGCCGUAGUAACCUUUGUCGUCUUUGGCAAUCGAGUUGAAGUCCUUAUACUUGUUGCGAGAGUAUGUUUGGCCGCGGAAUUAGGACUAGCUGCUGCCGUAGUAAUCUUUGUCGUCUUUGGCAAUCGAGUUGAAGUCCUUGUACUUGUUGCGAGAGUAUGUGUGGCCGCGGAAUUAGGACUAGCUGCUGCCGUAGUAACCUUUGUCGUCUUUGGCAAUCGAGUUGAAGUCCUUGUACUUGUUGCGAGAGUAUGUUUGGCCGCGGAAUUAGGACUAGCUGCUGCCGUAGUAAUCUUUGUCGUCUUUGGCAAUCGAGUUGAAGUCCUUGUACUUGUUGCGAGAGUAUGUUUGGCCGCGGAAUUAGGACUAGCUGCUGCCGUAGUAAUCUUUGUCGUCUUUGGCAAUCGAGUUGAAGUCCUUGUACUUGUUGCGAGAGUAUGUGUGGCCGCGGAAUUAGGACUAGCUGCUGCCGUAGUAACCUUUGUCGUCUUUGGCAAUCGAGUUGAAGUCCUUGUACUUGUUGCGAGAGUAUGUUUGGCCGCGGAAUUAGGACUAGCUGCUGCCGUAGUAAUCUUUGUCGUCUUUGGCAAUCGAGUUGAAGUCCUUGUACUUGUUGCGAGAGUAUGUUUGGCCGCGGAAUUAGGACUAGCUGCUGCCGUAGUAACCUGUGUCGUCUUUGAGGAGGAACUAGCCACCUUUGGGGAAGAACUGGCCAUCGAAGUAUUGAGAGUUUUCGAUGGAGAUUCCGUGGCUGUGGAGAGAGUGUUUGCUGCAACCGACGAAGUCGUGGUACUCAAGUAUUGA